This is a messenger RNA of Pneumocystis jirovecii RU7, 924 nucleotides long. RefSeq lists its product as uncharacterized. The coding region runs from base 1 to 924 and encodes 307 amino acids. The transcript is spliced from 5 exons. Gene Ontology annotation, cellular component: Rpd3L complex; cytosol. The record is from RefSeq and is a predicted model, not a curated record. Gene Ontology annotation, biological process: negative regulation of silent mating-type cassette heterochromatin formation; negative regulation of rDNA heterochromatin formation. NCBI's taxonomy places the organism in Eukaryota, Fungi, Ascomycota, Pneumocystomycetes, Pneumocystales, Pneumocystaceae.
AUGAAAGAUAAAGAGACACUAGAAGAGUUAAUUCGAUUUAAAGAGGCACUUGCUCGAUCAGAAAAUGCAUCAGAUUCAAGCUCAUCAGUGGGAAUGUACGUAGGGAAUAGAGGGCGUAAAUUGAAACGGAAAGCACGUUAUGCAUAUCGCGGAAAAUUAGGAAUACCAUCGGAUAUUUUAACCGAUAGCAAGACUGUGUAUUAUGGGUCAAAGCAUCGUACAGUAAUUCAGCGUAAAAAACGACGAACAUCACUAGAUGAUACAGAUGGUGAAGCAUCAACACAUUCAGACGAUCCGUAUCGUGACAUUCAUAUUGAUGAAUUAUUAGCACCAAUUGUUCAUCCAGCAGAUCUUCCACGACAUCGCUCAUAUCGCAUGUCAUUAACACAAUCUUGCUUAACAAAUCUUGCAAUACAGAUACUUGACGUGAUUUCAGAAGAACGUGAAUACAAUAUAAAUAUUUCAAAAUUAUUAUUUAUUUUUCUCGGUGAUGACUGGUCAAUUCAUACAGCAUUUCGCACUAAUGAAAAGUUCGACAUGGAAAAAAAUGUAUCAGAAAUGCAUUCUGAUCCAGAAAUGGAACCAGAACAAAGUUUGUCUUUAGAAGAAGGCAAAACUGCGUUAGCAUUUCCCACUUUGUUUGCAACAAAUGAUGAUUCUCAAUCAACAUGUCAGAAACAGCCACUUGCUGACACUUUGCCAUCUGUAAAUAAAUCUUUCCUUGAAAAACUGAAUCAAUACAUGGACUUGACAGAAAAUGAUAUUAGUGAUUUGCGCAAAUUGCUCCAAUCUGCACUUGAUCGGAGUAAUGAAUACAUCAGAUGUUUAAUGCAAGUACGAAAUGAUAUUAUUCGUGCCAAACGCUUAAUCAAAAAAGUAUAUGAAUGGUGUGUUGAGGCAGCUAAAAAAGAGAAUGAAUCAUGA